This is a messenger RNA of Penaeus monodon (black tiger shrimp), 2227 nucleotides long. RefSeq names its product protein grainyhead-like (gene grh). NCBI's taxonomy places the organism in Eukaryota, Metazoa, Arthropoda, Malacostraca, Decapoda, Penaeidae. Bases 15 to 1964 code for a protein of 649 amino acids. Gene Ontology annotation, molecular function: RNA polymerase II cis-regulatory region sequence-specific DNA binding; DNA-binding transcription activator activity, RNA polymerase II-specific. The record is from RefSeq and is a predicted model, not a curated record. The transcript is spliced from 15 exons. Gene Ontology annotation, cellular component: nucleus. Gene Ontology annotation, biological process: regulation of transcription by RNA polymerase II.
UAAUAAUAAUAAUAAUGAUGAAUAACACCGAGUCUCUUUCUCUCCCGCAGACCUUCGGCUAUGAGGAGAUGGUCCAACCCAGCUCCCUCUUGGGCACUGACCUCCGUGCCCCAGCUGGCACCUCCCCCAACUCCCAAAGGCCGGCUCGGUCAUGGCACGAUUUCCCCAGGCACACGGAGGCCGAUAAAAUCCAGAUACCCAAGAUACACACCGAAGACGACAAGAUCCACAUUCCCAAGACAUUCAGCCAAUACGGUUUUAAAUACCACCUCGAAACGCCGAUUUCCACGUCACAACGGAGAGAAGAUGAUCGUAUAACGUACAUCAACAAGGGACAGUUCUAUGGCAUCGCGAUGGAAUACAUACCAGACCCGGAGAAGCCACUCAAGUCAGGCACGGUGAAGAGCGUAGUGAUGCUGAUGUUCCGAGAGGAGAAGACGCCUGAAGAUGAGAUCAAAGCCUGGCAGUUUUGGCACAGUCGACAACACUCAGUCAAGCAGAGAAUCUUAGAUGUUGACACAAAGAACAGCCUAGGGCUCGUCGGAUGCAUAGAAGAGAUCUCCCACAACGCCAUCGUUGUGUACUGGAACCCCCUCGAGACCGGAGCAAAGAUUAGUGUCGCUAUUCAGUGUCUAAGCACGGACUUCAGUAGCCAAAAAGGCGUCAAGGGUCCACCGCUGCACAUACAGGUGGACACGUAUGCUGUGCUCUCUCCCUCUCAACCAACUCACCACUACCAUGCUCUACAUAACCAGGGCCUGCCACUCCACAUCCAGGUGGACACGUACGAGGACCCCCGAGAUGCGGCCACCCUUGUACACCGAGGCUACUGCCAGAUCAAGGUUUUCUGCGACAAGGGCGCCGAGAGGAAGACGCGGGACGAGGAGAGGCGAGCAGCCAAGAGAAGAAUGGCCGCCACGACCCGAAAGAAAUACGAGGACCUCUACCACCAGCCUUGCGAGCGGUCCGAGUUCUACUCCAUGUCGGAUCUCACCAAGCCGCCCGUGCUCUUCACGCCCGCGGAGGACAUCGAUAAGGUGUUGUGUCGUUUUGGUUUGAUCUGUUUGUCUGUUUGUUUGAUUUUUUUUUUUUUUUUUUUCGGAUUAUGUAGUCUUGCUACGGAGCCUAAGCCCUCACCUGCCACCACCUCGAAGACCUCUGGCACUGUGUUCUUGCCGAAUAUGGGCUUAGAAGAGAAAAUAACGGGGUCGUUAGAGAGAGAAUUAUCGAGCCCCAAGCAUUGUACUGAUCUUGAGAUGAGAAUAACAUAUGUCAGUCCAAAACGACUCGGAAGUGCAGUGACCCGGGAGUGUGAGACGCCCAGGGGUCACCACGUGUUCCCCACAACCCCAGGACGCUGCAUGUCCCCUCCGCACAGCCUCGACCCCCCGCCCCCUCCUCCUCCCCUGCCUCCCCCUCCUCCCCCAACCUCAAAUAUCCUAUCCACCACCACUACUAUCACCCAGUUAGCGCCCCUACAGGUCCCCCCACCCAGCGCCGUCUCGCCAAAAGCCAACAGCAGUAGCUACAAGUUCCACUACAGCUUCCCACAACCCUAUGGAGACGGGCGAAAGGAGCUGACAGCCGCCCUUCCCAACGGAUCUCUGGACAGCCCAAUGGCCGACGUCUUCUCCCACGUCUCCAAGAGGUCUAGACUCACGCCUCCUCUCACGGAGCGACUCAUGUUGUACGUAAAGCAGGACGGAGAGGAAUACUACACUCCCCUUCAUCUCGUGCCGCCCUCGACGGUGGGACUCCUGUCGGCGAUCGAGGAAAAGUACAAAAUCCCCAUGCAGAGUAUCAAAAAUGUGUACCGGAAAAAUAAAGUCGGCGUGAUGGCCAAAGUGGACGACGAGAUGCUGCGUCACUACUGCAACGAGGACAUCUUCCAAAUGGAGGUUCAACACCGCGACGCCGAGAGUUACGAUCUCACCCUCACCGAGCUAACGCAGGUGGAUCACUGAGGCUCGCGCGCCAGCCUCUGUCUCCCCCCCUCCCCCUCCCUCCCCCCUCUCUCUCUUUCUCCCUCUCUCUCCCUCACCCCCACUCCAACCCCAAGUUCCCUUCCCCUCCUCCCCCCUCACUGUCAUUCGCGAGCGAUACGUAUAAAGUGCACCAUCCUCUCUGCCUCCUUGACAAUGGCAGCAUCUUCGUCGCGGGAUUGAAAUGGAAAAGGGAGAAAAGGAGGAAGGAAGGAAGGAAGGAAGAUAGGAAAGAAGAAAGGAAG